Molecule: messenger RNA, 249 nt
Organism: Cetraspora pellucida
Lineage: Eukaryota; Fungi; Glomeromycota; Glomeromycetes; Diversisporales; Gigasporaceae
Source: the annotation of a GenBank genome assembly
AUGAGUUCUAGUGAAGAAGAUACCAGUAUAUCAGCUUCUACUACAGAUAAAGACAAAAAAAAUAUUGAUAGUUGUCCAUAUAGUCCAGUCUGGGAAUAUUUUACUAAAGGAGAAAAAAUAAGAAAAAAAAGAUAUAAAGCAACUUCAAAUUCAACAAUUAUUAAACAAUUUCUUAUAAGAAUUCUUUCUAAUAAUUCUGAAAAAAAUGAAUCUAAUAAGAAAAGAAAAAGUAAUAUUCAAGAAAAUUAG